UUGCAGACGCCCGCCCAGGAAGGAAAGCUCCAUCAUGAGCUCUGCGGCCAAGCGCAGCCGCCCCUCGGACGAGUGUCCCAAGUGCCAGUUCAACCUCCUCGACGGCGCCGGCGCCUGCAAGGUCUGCGACUUUAUCACGACCAAGCAAAAGCUGCGGCCGUGCCUCCACUGCGAGAAGGCCAACUGCCACGUCUUCUGCGAUAUGUGCGGCCAAGGCCUCCACAAGCGCUGCGCCGACAAGAUGGGCGUGACCAUUGACGUCGACGAAGACCACCCGGAGAACUCGAGCCUUGUCUGCAAGGGCUGCGAGCUCGACGAGAACGACUGGAACGUCGGCUGCGGCGGCUGCAAGAAGGGCUUUGCGAACGAAGAAGUCGGUCUCCAAAUCAACCAGCUCGUGCUCGUCGAGUUUGAGUUUGUGCUCUACAACGCGAUCGUCACCGAGGUCAACGAAGCCGAAGACUCGGUCAAGAUCCACUUUGUCCGGUGGUCGAAAUCGUUUGACGGCUGGUACAAGAUGGACGACGAGCGCGUCAACGAAAGCCUCGCGUGCGACAGCUGCAACCACUGGUUCCACAUCGCGUGCCUCCCGCCCAUCAAGGCCAGCGGCCGCUACAAACACACAUCUUACGUCUGCGAACGCUGCUACGGCGACGCCAAGGCCAACCGCAAGCCCAAGGUCCACGAGCGCAUCGAGCCGAUUCGGCCAAAGCCCACGAUUGCAGCCGCCGCCGAUGAAGACGACGACGAGGCUGUCUUGCCCGAGCUUCCCAAGCGCAAGGUCGGGCGACCGUCGCUCAAGCAGCUCAAGCAUGAACGCGAAACGAUUGCGCUCCGCAAGGCGAUGCUCAAGACGAUCAAGGAUAGCAAACAGGCAACGAAGGCGUCGCCGCCCGAGACGCCAGCGACCACGCGAACGCGCCGCGCGGCCUCGGCGCCCGUCGCCGUCACGAGCAGCAGCGAAAAGGAGCCGCCGCCGCGCAAGUCGAGCCGCCGACCCGAUGCUGAAAACGACGAGACUGACCGCCCAGCGCGGAAACGCGCAGCGCCGACGUCGCCGACGACGAAGCCGAGCAAGCCCGAGACGACCAAAGCCACAAAGGCCUCCGUUGCAAGCGAGGACGCUGGUAAGGAACCUCUGCUCACAGCGACGACCAAGAAGGCACCGGCCAAGAAGGACGAGCCAGUAAAGAAAACGACCAAAGCAGCCGGCGACGAUGCGCCGACAACGACGACGGCAACGACGACGACAACGGCCAAGAAGGCUGCCAAGAAGCGCGACGAACCGACCAAAGCCAAGCCCGACACGAAGCGGCCACUGGACCUCGAGAAGGUCGCGCCACGCAAGCGCAGCCGGUCCGACGACCGCGGCAGCAGCCACGAUACGUUCCGGCCGAUCGCGCCCAAGCCCAAGCCGAUCUUCGAGGUAUCGAGCGACUCGGACCACGACAUUGAAGAUGACGCGGCGACGUCGACCGACGAUCCCAAGGUGGUCGUGGUCAGCAGCAGCCGGCGCAAGCAGCCUACGUCUCUCAAGUCGAAACCUCGCAGCAUCGAGCCGGAAGACGAAGACGACUGUCAACCGACGCCCGACGAACAGCUUCUCAAGCCGUGCGUCAAGAAGGGCAAGGGGUCGCUCAUCUUGCUCUCCAAGCUCCUCAACUCGCCGCAAUUUGCCGAGACUGAGCUGCCAACGCAGUCGCCGCCCCCGAUGCUCGUCACGAAGAAGACGCUGCCGUCGCUUGCGUCAGUGACCAACAAGGAGAAGAACCAGAGCGCGUUUGACAUCCUCCGCGUCGUCGCAAGCCAAACCAUCACGACGACGCACCAGUCGCCGGCCAAGGCCGCGAUCCAGCACCUGCCCGCGCCGCCCGCGCAAGAAGUCACGUUGGAGUACGACAUGCACUUUUGCCUCCGCGAAGAAAUGUACGUCCAAGUGUGUGCGAUGGAGGAGGCCGGGCUCCUCGUCCGCGACGUCGCCGGCUUGCUGCGGUCGUGGACGCACCCGACCUCGUCGCGCUUCGAAGACGUUCGGUUCGUGUACCUCGUCAACAAGCACAACUCACCCGCGAUCCUCGCACAGCGGCUGGCCGAAGUCACGAGGAAUUAUGGUUAAUUUACAGCACUAACUACACUACAGCAGCCAACUCGUAACAUAAUUAAUAUAGUCCAAAAGCGUAUUACUAAA
Messenger RNA from Saprolegnia diclina VS20, 2188 nucleotides. RefSeq lists its product as hypothetical. Bases 35 to 2116 code for a protein of 693 amino acids. Lineage: Eukaryota; Oomycota; Saprolegniomycetes; Saprolegniales; Saprolegniaceae. The record is from RefSeq and is a predicted model, not a curated record. The transcript has a single exon.